GGUGGGUCUGGACCCGCCCCUCCUGAGCUUCCUAUAAGGGCUGGGAACCCGGGCCACAGGUUCAGACACCAUGAGGCCCUCCACGAGCCCGGGGACUGUCCUGCUAGCCUUCACGCUGCUCUGUGCCCUCCUAGGUCUUGGGUGCCCACUGAGCUGCGAAGUGUGUAAGGGCCCCGGGCCCAGCUGCAGUGGGAGAAUGAAGACGUGCGAGGCUGGCAAGGACGCCUGCGUGGUCCUGGUGGGGGAGUCCAGCACAAAGGGCCACCAGUCUGUGAAUACCUACAAGAACUGCAUGAAGUUCCGCGACUGCCACUCCGGUUUUGUAUCUACCACCAUGGGUCCCAAGGACUACAUGGUAACCAACACGCACUGCUGCCAGAGUGACGGCUGUAACCGUGUCUCCGUGUCCCCUCCCCUGAACAACCGCACGGAGAAUGGCUUGUUGUGCCCGGCCUGCAUCGCGCCCUUCCAGGAGACAUGCCCAGGGACCCAGGCAGCCCGCUGCGUUGGCCAGGAGACCCACUGCAUCUACUUUGCUGGCAACGUGCAAGCUGGUAUCUUCAACACCAAAUUUGCCACCCGGGGCUGUGCUACGGCAAGUGCCUGCCACACCAGCGCUGGGGCCGAGGUGCCCUCAGCCUCCUAUCUCUACUUCCUUCGCCGAGUAGACUGCCUUCCAGCUCCCCAGCCCCCGGGCAGGGCCGAGUGAAGAACUGAAGAUGUGGCUUGAGAUCCCCGUGUGUCCUCAGUCUGCGGCUCCCGAUGUGCCUUAUACAUUAAACCAGU
Molecule: messenger RNA, 786 nt
Organism: Tupaia belangeri chinensis (Chinese tree shrew)
Lineage: Eukaryota; Metazoa; Chordata; Mammalia; Scandentia; Tupaiidae
Gene: PINLYP
Product: phospholipase A2 inhibitor and LY6/PLAUR domain containing
Exons: 5
Coding region: 71-709 (212 amino acids)
Cellular component (GO): extracellular region
Molecular function (GO): phospholipase inhibitor activity
Source: RefSeq, a predicted model, not a curated record